Penicillium subrubescens is the source of this 1065-nucleotide messenger RNA. Its product is annotated as SET domain-containing protein. The coding region runs from base 1 to 1065 and encodes 354 amino acids. Gene Ontology annotation, molecular function: protein binding. The record is from RefSeq and is a predicted model, not a curated record. Lineage: Eukaryota; Fungi; Ascomycota; Eurotiomycetes; Eurotiales; Aspergillaceae. The transcript has 2 exons.
AUGUCGCAGGUUGUAUAUAUCACACUUGAAGAACGAUCCACACCCAAUCCUACAGACGGUAUCCCUAAGACACAGUCCAAUUGGAUUCAUCCGAACUUAAUUGAAAGCGUCGACCCGGUCAAAGGCCGCCAGUUACGGGCUUCGGAACACAUCCCGAAAGGCACCUGCGUCCUCGUCGACCACCCAUAUGCAAUUAUUUCCGUUGUGGAUGAUCCAGCGACAAACGACGACCUUAUUUGCAGCAAUCCUGCUUGUAAUCGUCGGUCUCCGCGUCACCCGGGCCGAUUCUCGUGCUCCAAUUCUUGCAUUGCGGAUGUGACCUGGUGCAGCACCACUUGCAGAGAUGCCGACAAGGCCCGCCAUGAUUUUGAAUGUACAUGGCUCAAACGCUAUGCUGAUCCCAUACGAACGAAACGGGGCGAGUACGAUUUUGGCAUGUUAUGGAUGAUUGUUCGACUACUUGCUUCUCGGCAUACGGAGCCGGAGCCGCAAGAAUAUAAUGUCGCAACGACGUCGCAGCGAUGCAAACGUGGCUGGGCUGGUAUUGAGUCACUUUGCGGAUCUGUCGAUACAUGGCCUCAUCAGCAUGUCCGAUUAUGGACAACGUUGGUGAAGAAAUAUCUCCAGAAUAGCCCCGUUCUGCCUCAUGGAUUAAGUGCAGACAGCGUGUUGCAUCUGAUCUGCCAGGAAGAGGCCAAUUCCUUCGGUCUCUACCCAAGGGAAACGGGCAUUUUCCCACCUCCACAGCCCCCUGUCGACCGAGGAGAGCAAUUCGCUGCCGCGGUAUAUCCAACCGCUGCAAUGGCAAAUCACUCGUGUAUACCAAAUAUGAUACACAAGCCCGAUGAAGAUGGCCGCAUGAUCUUUACAGCUUCUCGCGACAUUCUUGCAGGCCAAGAAUGCUGCAUUUCUUACUUCGACCUUACUAAGUUCACCAACUUAGCAUCGCGCCGUGAGCAUCUGCGUAAAUCUUUCAAAUUUACUUGUCAAUGCGAUCGAUGCAUAUCCGAGGAGCCUGCGGAAGAGACAAACGACUGGGACUCAAUGCCAUUGAUGGACAUAUAA